Polypterus senegalus (gray bichir) is the source of this 2688-nucleotide messenger RNA. It is a transcript of the gene entpd1, whose product is annotated as ectonucleoside triphosphate diphosphohydrolase 1. Gene Ontology annotation, biological process: nucleoside diphosphate catabolic process. Gene Ontology annotation, cellular component: plasma membrane. The transcript has 10 exons. Bases 215 to 1786 code for a protein of 523 amino acids. Lineage: Eukaryota; Metazoa; Chordata; Cladistia; Polypteriformes; Polypteridae. The record is from RefSeq and is a predicted model, not a curated record. Gene Ontology annotation, molecular function: GDP phosphatase activity; UDP phosphatase activity.
GAAACAAAACACAGGGAUCACUGCAGAUGAAGAAUUUUCCCUCUGAACCAGCAACUGCAAAGGGGUGUCCUAUGUCAAUAGAAGAAUUUCAUAAUGUGGACUUAUGUAAGAGUCAGGCUUUAAGCUAUUUUCAAAAAGGUCAAAACUGCUCAUUUCUUAUUGUGCCUCACAACAAAGACAUAUUCAUCUAGAAACACAAUCAUCAGGGCCCAUUAUGCCGAUGAUGAAGGAAAAGGAAUUAAAGUUAUAUUGGCACGACAUCCAUGACAUGCAACAGAAGAAUCCAUGGCACAGAAAAUUAAUUGUGAUCCUCGCAAUUUUAUUCAUUGUGGGCAUUGUAGCAAUUGUCACUACGGCAGUACUACAGAAUAAGCCUCUUCCUCAGAAGAUGAAGUAUGGAAUCGUCCUGGAUGCGGGUUCUUCUCACACAUCCUUGUAUAUUUACAAGUGGCCAGCAGAGAAAGAGAAUGACACAGGAGUGGUACAGCAGCACCAUGCAUGUAAUGUGAAAGGUCCUGGAAUUUCUAGUUAUUCAGCCAAAACAGACAAUGCAGGAAAAUCUCUGACUGAGUGCAUGGACCUCGCAAAGACCAGCAUCCCAGAAAUUCGGCAUUCAGAAACUCCAGUGUAUCUUGGAGCGACAGCUGGAAUGAGACUACUUAGGGAACAAGAUUAUUUGGCUUCGGAAAAUGUCCUCAUCUCUGUAGCUAACACACUCCGGUCCUACCCGUUCAAAUAUGAAGGAGCACGGAUUAUCACAGGACAGGAAGAAGGCGCCUACGGCUGGAUUACUGUCAAUUAUCUACAAGGCAACUUCCAAAAGAAUAGCCGAUUUUUUGACCCAUUUCAAGAAACACCGGCUUCUGUAACACUUGGGGCAUUAGAUCUGGGUGGAGCCUCCACUCAAAUAACCUUUGUGCCGCAAGAAGAAAUUGAAUCAGAAGAGAAUUCUCUGCAUUUUCGACUCUAUGGAAAAGAUUACAAUGUCUACACUCACAGCUUCCUCUGUUAUGGAAAGGAUCAAGCUUUGAACCUAACUGUUGCUACAAAUUUAAAGACAGAUGAGCCUGACAAUGUGCAAGAAAAUCCUUGUUUUCAUGUAGGAUAUUCAAAGACGAUCUCACUGAAGAACCUCUACAACAGCCCUUGUACCGCAAAGCUGAAAAAAAAUCUAAGAAUGGAUUCAGUUUCUCUAAGCGGGACAGGAAAUGCAUCAAAAUGCAGGGAAAAUGUUCUCAAAAUUUUCAAUUUUAGUGUCUGCACCUCAUCAUCCUGCUCUUUCAAUGGAAUUUACCAACCACACAUCUAUGGUUCCUUUGGGGCAUUUUCUGCAUACUACUUUGUCAUGCAGUUCUUAAAUUUAACAACAUACCAUGAAACAUCACUGGUGAAAGUCAAAGAAAAAAUGGAACAUUUCUGCUCCACACCAUGGGCCAGCGUGAAGCAGAGAUUCCCUACUGUUAAAGAAAAGUACUUGAGUGAGUACUGCUUUUCUGGGAACUACAUCAUUACACUUCUUGAAAAUGGAUACUCUUUUAAUGAAAGCAGCUGGAACACCAUUAAAUUCAUUAAAAAGAUUGGCAACAGCGAUGCUGGCUGGACUCUGGGCUACAUGCUGAAUCUCACCAAUAUGAUCCCUGCGGAGGCACCAAGCUCCCCACCACUUCCUUACGGUGGCUAUGUUGCAAUAAUGGUUAUAUUCUCCCUACUUCUCCUGGCUCUCUGUACGAUUGGAUACAUAUUUUUUGGUAAACCUGCCUGCAACUCUCAGAAGCACAUAAUUUAAUGUGUCAUUGACUCAGAUAUUAGAAUCAUUAAGUCGGGUUGAAGCCAUUUAAAAGGCUCAAAUAAGCCAAGAUGUUAGUGGCAUUAUUUCACUUUUUCACAGCUAUACCUCAGGUUUGAAACCUUUUAUAUUGUUGGCAUUCUGCUCCUUCUGGGAAAAAAAAAACAGCCAGACAUGAAGAAUGGGAUUUUUUUCGCUGAGACUCCAUAAUCCAUUCUUCACAAGUGGCAGAUUUAAACUGUAUUAAAUAAUAAUGCAUUAGAUACCAUUUCCCCUGCGUGGAAAUUAUUUUUCCAAUGAAAACUAACCAAAAAGAAGUGGCACCACCUUCAGAAACAACCGGCUGAUAUCUGCUUCACUAAGAAACUAUAAUUUGUAACUGAAAUGAUUCUGAAGUAAAGUGUGUGUGUUAACAACGAGACUGAAAGAAAAAUGAUCUUUAAUGCCACAAUAUACAGGAGAAUGUAUGAACUGUUGAAGGCAUUAUGUAAUAUGUAUUAUUUUUAUACAGUACUUAAAAGUCAGAGAUAGCAUAUACUAGUGAUGCACUGGGUAUUAUAGCCAAACAUCUUAUUUUAAGAAAAAAAAAAUGAUAUUUUUAUACUUUUUUAUGUAGUUCAGUUUUAUUAUAUUGAAAAAAAAUAGAAUGUGGUUUCUGGUUAAAAAAAAAUUAGUUAAUAGAAUUUAUGUGCCUCUAAAUACACAAUUUUAGAUCUUUAUUAUUUCUAUUGGAUGUAGUGUUAUAAAUACUUUAGAUUAAACCCUCUUUCAUGUGUUAACCGUUUACCACGCAGUAUUAAAAAGUGAAAAUACACUUUGUAUGCAAUUCCUUGUUUAAAAUUUGAAAUAUUUACCAGGUGGAUUUAUUGUAAUGAGAUGAGUAAAUUUCAUGUGAACAUGAA